AUGGCUUCCAAAAAGGCAUCUAAGCCUCAGAUUCUUGUCCAGCCUGUCCCUGAAAAACGCGGCUAUGAAUUUGGUGGACCUCUAGGGGCUUUCGGAAUUGUUUUCGGUCUCCCAAUUCUCGUGUAUACCUUUACAUUUGUCUGCAAUGAUAUUUCGGGAUGUCCUGCCCCCUCGCUACUGCAUCCCUCUACCUUGACCCUCAAUCAAUUGAAAUACGAAGUGGGAUGGCCAGAGGAGGGUAUUGCAGGACUAUUUGACCUCCAAGUGACACUCUGGACCCUGAGCUACUAUGCUUUCAGUUUGUUUAUGCAGAUCUUCUUGCCUGGUCAGGAGGCUGAGGGCGUUCCACUGGCAUGUGGAGGAAGACUCACAUACAAGUUCAAUGCAUUCCCCUCUGCUAUCGUUAUUCUCCUAAGCUUGGCCAUCGGAACCUUCAUGCAAGGUGCAGACUUCGUUGUCUGGACAUUCCUAUGGGACAACUACACCCAGGUCAUUACAGCAAAUCUUCUAAUUUCGUCAACAAUUGCGCUGUUCGUCUAUUUCCGGAGCUUUACUGUCCCCCAGCCGGGAGCACUUAAUGCAAAUCUCCGUGAGCUAGCACCGGGAGGUCACACCGGCAACCCGUUGUAUGAUUUCUUCAUUGGCCGUGAACUCAACCCCCGUAUCCGUCUUCCCAUUCCAUUUGUCAGUGAAGCAUCGCGCACGGUUGAUAUCAAGGUUUUCAUGGAGAUGAGACCAGGACUGUUGGGUUGGACAAUCCUGAACUUGUCUAACGUGGCCCACCAGUACCGGACUCACGGCUAUAUUACCGAUUCAAUUCUCCUGGUAACCGCGUUCCAGGGAUUCUACAUAUUGGAUGCCCUGUACAUGGAGCCUGCUAUUAUGACUACUAUGGAUGUGAUCAUGGAUGGAUUCGGCUUCAUGCUUUCGUUUGGUGAUGUGGUCUGGGUUCCCCACGUUUACAGCAUCCAGAGCCGGUAUCUCUCAGUUUUCCCUCUCCAGCUGGGAUGGACCGGUGUAGCUCUCGUGCUGAGUGUCACCGCGAUUGGAUAUUCAAUUUUCCGCGGCGCCAAUAACCAGAAGAACCGUUUCCGUACUGACCCCAACGACCCCCGUGUGAAGCACAUCAAGUUUAUUGAGACCGCUAGUGGAUCGAGACUGAUGACAUCGGGCUGGUGGGGCUUGGCGCGUCACAUCAACUACCUUGGUGAUUGGACUAUGUCCUGGGCCUACUGCUUGCCUACUGGUAUUGCGGGUUACGCCAUCUUCGAGGGGAUCAACCCUAUUACUGGAAAGCUUGACAAGCAGGCUGUGCAGACCCCCGAAAUGCGAGGGUGGGGUAUGAUCCUUACCUACUUCUACAUGCUGUACUUUGGCGUUCUCUUGAUUCACCGUGAGAUGCGUGAUGAGGAGAAGUGCAAGAAGAAGUAUGGAGCGGACUGGGACCGCUACACCUCUUUGGUGCGAAGCCGAAUCGUCCCCGGUAUAUAUUAG
Messenger RNA from Penicillium taxi, 1494 nucleotides. RefSeq lists its product as uncharacterized. Gene Ontology annotation, cellular component: endoplasmic reticulum membrane. The transcript has 3 exons. Gene Ontology annotation, biological process: ergosterol biosynthetic process. Lineage: Eukaryota; Fungi; Ascomycota; Eurotiomycetes; Eurotiales; Aspergillaceae. Gene Ontology annotation, molecular function: Delta14-sterol reductase activity. Bases 1 to 1494 code for a protein of 497 amino acids. The record is from RefSeq and is a predicted model, not a curated record.